Photinus pyralis (common eastern firefly) is the source of this 2067-nucleotide messenger RNA. Its product is annotated as homeobox protein Hox-A1-like. Gene Ontology annotation, molecular function: ferrous iron binding; ferric iron binding; DNA-binding transcription factor activity, RNA polymerase II-specific. Gene Ontology annotation, cellular component: cytoplasm; nucleus. Bases 114 to 1271 code for a protein of 385 amino acids. The record is from RefSeq and is a predicted model, not a curated record. The transcript has 2 exons. Gene Ontology annotation, biological process: regulation of transcription by RNA polymerase II; iron ion transport; intracellular iron ion homeostasis. NCBI's taxonomy places the organism in Eukaryota, Metazoa, Arthropoda, Insecta, Coleoptera, Lampyridae.
AGUCCUAAUUACGUUACUUACACGCAUUCGUAUAGUGGGUGUAUGUCGUGAUAAGCGAUGUGAAUAAAAACGUGAGCGCGUCCUGUCGUAAAAUUUAUGUUUCUCCUCUUACCAUGAUGAUGAUGGACGUAGGAAUGUACGGGCACGGUCAUCAUAAUCAAUACGGCAGCACGUAUAAUCCGUCGGAAGCCAACUUUUUCGGAUACCAAGGCGAAUCUUACCCACAAGGGCAUACCUCCGAACAUCAACUAUCUCACUACGCAACGUCCUAUUAUUACGAAGAUUCCUCUUAUUUGUGCGGAAAUUCGUCAGAAUCACCACCACCUCAGCAAGAUAUAAAUUACUACCACCCCUCGCAUCAUCAACCAAUUCCGCAUGAUAAUCCAAUUAUUAAUACCGAAUCGGGACUGAGUUACACAAAUUUAGAUUACGCGAAUUCGGGCGCAUGUUCAAAUUCCGGUUACCUCAACUCUAAUCAAAAUAUUUACCCUUCAGAUGCUGGCUACCAAAGAACACAAUCCGAAGUAAUGGCAAGACAUCACGACAAUAUUAUAGACGGCCGCCAAUCGCAUAGUUAUUACGAUACCAAGUAUCAUCAUCUCGAUAAUGACAGUUACUCACAGUUAGUGCUUCAAAAUACAAGUUGUGCAGAAUACCAACAGCUACAAUAUAAGGAAGAACCUACCGCAACACAGGAACUGGAUCGCACGCACCCGUCGUUGCAUUCCAUUUCUCAGUUAUCUACAGUUCCUCGACAUACUCCUGCUAUUCCGACGUAUAAGUGGAUGCAAGUUAAAAGGAAUGUUCCUAAACCACACGGUUCCAAAUUGAGCACGACAAACUUAAACGACUUCACGUCGCCCACAGAGGCCACAAGUAUUAGUCAACGAAGCUCAUGUUUGGGUUCAGCCUCUUCAAUUAACUCGACGAUAUUAGGAUUAAACUGUUUAAAUACCGGACGCACGAACUUUACCAAUAAACAACUAACGGAAUUAGAAAAGGAAUUUCACUUCAAUAAGUACCUGACGCGAGCUCGCAGGAUCGAAAUUGCGUCCGCAUUACAACUGAACGAAACCCAAGUGAAAAUAUGGUUUCAGAAUCGACGAAUGAAACAAAAAAAGAGAAUGAAAGAAGGUCUAAUACCCUCAGAACCAAUUAAUAAUGGAAGUGGAAGAAAUUCUAGUGGAAAUUCGCCGAGCGGAAGUAACGUCAAUCACUCCGACAAUGCCCAUCUUGGUAACAGCGAGAACAGUAAUAGCGAAUCAAAUUGAGAUUUUAAUCAAACCUGGAAAGCAACAUUUUACGUACCUACUUACAUUAUUUCUAUAAAUUCUCUUAGUACUUCAGACCUAAUUUUGCAAUACAUAAUUGCUUAAAUAUCAUUACGAAUAACUGUAGGUACUAAUAGCCAAAGUAGCAAAUACAGCCAAACUGUUUGAAAAUGCGAGAGAAUAUUCCAAUUAUUGUUUAAUUACGGCUGGUAUUUUUUGCAUGUGUAAUUAUUCUUUAACGGAUUUCCGGCAAAGAUUUAUAUUGUGUGACAUUCAAAAUGAAUACUGACCCACCAAGGCGUAGAAGGACACAAAUUCCGAAUUAAUUUCAGAUUUUUCUUCUUGGACUUGGAUCUUCCGAUCACGAACUUAGAUACUCGAUCUGGAUUGGAUUGCAAAUCCCUUUCUAUUGAAGUGAUCGAAUUCACCAUUUGAAUCCUCAAAAAUGAGUUUAAUAAGCGAUCCCAAUCCUAGAUAUAUAUAUAAUUAUAACAAAAAAUAUGAACCAAUCAUCCUACUACUUAAGCGAUGGUCUUAUAAUGAGAUUGCAGGUUGAAAUUUCAGACUUAAAUUCGGAAAUUCGCACUUACUUGUCUUGGAUAAUUUGAAUUGUUACCAGAAUUUCGAAAAUUAGACCGAUAUUCUUAAAAAAUAUUCACGUAGCCCUUCUACGCCUUGGUAUUAAUCCUUUACCUUUAAUUCAUGAUAAAGUACAAAAUUGCUUAAUAGUAACUGGUACAAGGAAUGAAAAAGAACGAAAUAAUGGUAUAGUAAUCGUAUCAUUAAUACAUUCUCA